AUGGAGUUUAUGCAAUUGAAACAGAAUGACCUGACUGUGGAUCAGUAUGAAGCCAAGUUUGUAGAACUUUCAAGAUUCGCCCCCAGGUUGGUUAAAGACAAGGAUGAUAAUGCUAAGAGACUUCGAGAUGGCUUGAGGCUAAAUAUAAGAAGUAAGCUAGUGCCCUUGAAUCUGAAAGAUUAUAAUGAGUUGUACGAACACGCACAACUUGUGGAAAAAGAUUUGGCGGAGUUAGCAGAGACAACACUAACUUUCCAGGCACGACCUAAUCGCCAAACUUUCCAACCUAAUUUUCGUCGUGACAAGAGGCCUAUGCAAACUAGAAAGCGGCCAAUUGUCCCAAAUAAAAGGAACAAUGUUGGAGGUUUUGGAUUCACACAGAACAACCGACCGGCGAUGCAUACGCAAUCUCCUAACAAUGUCUAUCACACUUGUGGCAAGCAACAUGGAGGUACGCCAUACUCGGUUUUAAAGGAGUGUUAUUGGUGUGGACAGCGAGGUCACAUAUUAGGAGAGUGUCCAGUGAUGAAGCAACAACGUAUCACACCUCCACAACAACUGCAACAGUUAUCACAAAACAAGGCCCCGCAACAGGGAAAUUUCCAAAGACUACCAGCACAAGGUCGAGUUUAUACAGUCACACAUGAGGAAGCUGAAGCCUCCAAGACAGUUAUAUCAGGUAUCAUCUAUGUGUGCAACAAGAAUGCUUACGCAUUAUUUGAUACGGGUGCUACACAUUCAUUCAUAUCUGCACGAUUCGUGAAAUUGAUUAGAUUAAGUCCUAGACCGCUUGAAAUAUCCCUUUGUGUUUCUACACCGCUAAGAGAUACAAUUACGUCUACACUGAUAUGUAAAGACUGUAAGAUCACUAUAAGUGGACAUGAUCAAAUAGUAGAUUUGAUCGUACUGACUAUGUACGACUUCGAUGUUAUUCUGGGAAUGGAUUGGCUUCGUAAGCAACGAGCCAACGUGGACUGCUAUCGGAAGAUAAUCUAG
Molecule: messenger RNA, 996 nt
Organism: Syzygium oleosum
Lineage: Eukaryota; Viridiplantae; Streptophyta; Magnoliopsida; Myrtales; Myrtaceae
Exons: 1
Coding region: 1-996 (331 amino acids)
Biological process (GO): proteolysis
Molecular function (GO): aspartic-type endopeptidase activity; zinc ion binding; nucleic acid binding
Source: RefSeq, a predicted model, not a curated record